AUGACAAAACUUGAAGGUGCAGGGCUUGGACCUGGUGGAACAGGUACUGGACCUGGCAGGUAUGGGCCUGGAGGGGUUGGACCAGGUGGGGCCGGCACAGGAAUAGGCUUUGGACCAGGUGGCGCUGGCACAGGAACAGGCUUUGGACCAGGUGGCGUUGGCACAGGAACAGGCUUUGGACCAGGUGGCGCUGGCACAGGAACAGGCUUUGGACCAGGUGGCGUUGGCACAGGAACAGGCUUUGGACCAGGUGGCGUUGGCACAGGAACAGGCUUUGGACCAGGUGGCACUGGCACAGGAACAGGUUUCGGACCAGGUGGUGCUGGCACAGGCACAGGCUUUGGACCAGGUGGUGCUGGUACAGGAACAGGGUUUGGACCAGGUGGCGCUGGCACAGGAACAGGUAGCUUUGGACCAGGUGGCGCCGGUACAGGAACAGGCUUUGGACCAGGUGGUGCUGGUACAGGAACAGGCUUUGGACCAGGUGGUGCAGGCACAGGAACAGGCUUUGGACCAGGUGGUGCUGGCACAGGAACAGGCUUUGGACCAGGGGGCCGAGGAUUAGGGAAAAGAAAACCUAAAUCUGGUUAUGGAGGAGCUGGAAUUGGAUCAGCAGGAGGAUUAGGAGGAGGCACAAGUCGUUUUGGCCCAGGAGGUGCCGGAACUGGUGGCUUUGGCCCAGGAGGUGCUGGAACUGGUGGCUUUGGCCCAGGAGGUGCUGGAACUGGUGGUUUUGGCCCAGGAGGUGCUGGAACUGGUGGCUUUGGCCCAGGAGGUGCUGGAACUGGUGGUUUUGGCCCAGGAGGUGCCGGAACUGGUGGCUUUGGCCCAGGAGGUGCCGGAACUGGUGGCUUUGGCCCAGGAGGUGCUGGAACUGGUGGUUAUGGCCCUGGAGGUGCUGGAACUGGGCCAGGAGGUUUUACACCUGGUGGUGCGGGUGGAUUUGGACCUGGUGGCCAAGCACUUGGGCAAAGGAAGCCUCCUAAAUCAGGUUACGGCUCGUCGUUGGGUGGAACUGGCUAUGGACCAGGUGGUGGAGUAGGAGGGGUCCCUGGUGCAGGAACAGGAGGUAUCCUUGGAGGCUCAGGUACUGCAGCAGGAGGAACAGGAGGGACAGGAGGUCUGGCAGGAACAGGUCAGGGAUUAGGAGGAGGUGCAGGUGGCUUGCCAGCAGGGGGUGUUGGCCCUGGCUAUGGUGGGGUGGCUGGUGGAAGCUAUCCAGCCAAGGCACAGAAGGCAGCCAAAUAUGCAGCCAUGCAGGCCUUACUAGGAGCUGGGGGCUACAGAGCUCCUCAGUCACCACAGCCAUUCAGUCCAGUAAACACCACCCCAGGAAGAGAACCAUCUCUUUCCUCAAGGCUGGAGAGAAGCUCCAUUCCCAACGACGGACAAGACCAUCCCGUCUGCUCACAGCCUGAGUGGCAGCUGAGACUGGAUCUUGGAAAACCACUCAAGUUCCCUGAUCACAUUGCGCCCACAAGACUCCACCCAGACUUGAUCAUUUCCUCAGAAUCCACCAUGCUGUCUGUGCCCUGGGAGGAGCACAUGGAGGAGGCUCAUGAGAGGAAGCUUGCCUAA
Epinephelus moara (kelp grouper) is the source of this 1578-nucleotide messenger RNA. RefSeq lists its product as uncharacterized. The record is from RefSeq and is a predicted model, not a curated record. Lineage: Eukaryota; Metazoa; Chordata; Actinopteri; Perciformes; Serranidae. The transcript is spliced from 9 exons. The coding region runs from base 1 to 1578 and encodes 525 amino acids.